This is a messenger RNA of Daphnia pulex (common water flea), 1570 nucleotides long. Its product is annotated as trypsin-1-like. Gene Ontology annotation, molecular function: serine-type endopeptidase activity. The transcript is spliced from 6 exons. NCBI's taxonomy places the organism in Eukaryota, Metazoa, Arthropoda, Branchiopoda, Diplostraca, Daphniidae. Bases 366 to 1199 code for a protein of 277 amino acids. Gene Ontology annotation, biological process: proteolysis. The record is from RefSeq and is a predicted model, not a curated record.
UUGCGCAGCAAUUGCGCCGGUAGGUUCAACGUUCAUUGAAUACGUUAUUGAUAAAACAGCUGCGUACAAAAUACUGGCAAUGACAAGGAUAUUUAAACAGCUGUGAAUCUAUCAAUGUGGUCGGACCACAUGUUGGAUGUACGUCACGAUAGUGCACAUGAUUGCCGGGAAUGAAAACGAGAAAAUAGGGGAAACAGAACUUGUAUUCAACGUUGCGACCAAUCAUGAUUAAACAUACAUCUAAAAAAAAAAAAAAAAAACAGUGAGAGAACUUCAUUUGGUCAGUCAAUCCACACAUACAUUUAUACAGACGGCGACAUUCCGCCAAGCCACUGCAAAUCUAGGAUCAGGUAACCCAAGUCGUGAUGUGCCGUUUCAUUUUCAUUUUCCUCCUAUGGAAUUACGCGACACGAGUAGAUACAGCUUCCAUUGCGGAUGCACCAGCACUUCGUCCAACACGUAUCGUCAACGGUGAAGAAGUCAGAGAUGGAGAGGUGACGUGGCAAAUAUCCUUGCAGCUAUCGUUGGCCGUAAGCGGACAAGACCGGCAAAGGACAAUGUCUCAUUUUUGUGGAGGAGCGAUCAUUAAUAGCCAAUGGGCUAUCACGGCAGCACACUGUGUUUACCAAAAAAUGUACAUCACCUCUGAUAACUUGUUCAUUGUCUUUAACACCACAAAUAUGAAACUGCCUGACGCUGCUAACAUUGGCGUGGAAAAAAUCUUUUCGGCCAAUUACAAUGAGGAUACGAAAGAAAACGACUUGGCAUUGUUAAAACUUAAGGAAAGUAUUUACAAUGUGACGGAGUCAUUUGGCGCUGUUUCGUUGCCGUCCGAGUCCUUUGAUCCAUCGGGGGACUGCGUUGUAAGUGGAUGGGGCUACCAGAAAGCAAAUGCUGGUAUUACACCGGACCACCUAAUGGCCGCUAAUGUCACAAUAUUAACAGAUGAAGAUUGCCAAAACCGAUUCAGUCCUCAUUAUACGAUCUACCCCGGGAUGAUUUGUGCAGGUGGCAAAGAAAAGGACGCGUGUCAGGGAGAUUCUGGAGGGCCUUUGGUGUGCAAGAGCUCAACAGGACAAAACGUUCUGACAGGGAUAGUUAGCUGGGGCAUUGGAUGCGCGACUCCCCAUAUUCCCGGCGUUUACACCAAGGUGGCUAAGUACAUGGACUGGAUUAACAAAAUAAUGGCCGAUAAUUAAGGUUCAGUGAACCCUACCCGUAACUUCUCCAAAACCGUUUAAAAUUCCCAGUCGACUUUACAACACAAUUUACUAGAAAUUUUAAUACCUGUUAUUUUUUUAUUCACAAAUGACUUGUUUCUUCUCUGGAUUAUUUGAUGUUUUGUCCUCUUCUUCUUCACUGUCAGAGACGGAACUGGCACUGGACAAACAAUCGGAAUCGUUUCCAGCAUCCACAGCCUCGGCAGUUGAUGAUUUCUAAAAAUUUUAAAAAAUCAGAGAUAUAAAUUUUAAUCUAAAUUCCGGUCCGUAAUACCCAAAUACAAUUUAUUUGUAUUAUAUUUGUCUAAUUGGCUUAAGAUGAAAGGAAAAUAAAUGUUUUUUUCUUCAAA